UAUUAUUAUAAAAAAAAAUCAAUACUCGUACUGCUAUCAAAACAGUUAAGCUUUGAAGUCGGAGGCUAUGAUUCGCUCAAUACCAACCGUCGCUUCUUAUCUCCCUCACCUCCAAAAAGACUACUUCCAAACUUCCGCCACCGCUGCUGUUUCCACUUCCCACACGAUUUCACUCGCUUCUCUUUCUGCCGGCACUGGAGCUGCGGCUACCAGCGGACCAGUGUUCCGCCGGAGUUCCCCGACGGCGGCCUCCAUCACCGUUGAGCUAGAUUCCGCGGCCACCACUGUCAGGAAGUUCUACGACGGAAUCAACCGCCGCGAUUUGGCGUCGAUGGAGGAUCUCAUCGCUCUCAAUUGCGUCUACGAAGAUCUCAUCUUCUCUCACCCUUUUUCCGGCCGUAAGGCAAUCCUUGAUUUCUUCAAGCAGUUUAGUGAUUCUAUCAGUGGGGAUUUACAGUUUGCAAUUGACGAUAUAUCCGAGGAAGACACCUCUGCUGUAGGAGUAACUUGGCAUCUUGAAUGGAAGGGAAAACCUUUUCCCUUUAGCAGAGGAUGCAGCUUCUAUCGAUUGGAUGUGAUUAAUGGGCAGAGACAAAUAGUAUGCAGUAGCUACACUGUUCUAAUAUGUAUGGAGCCGGAAGACUGUAUAAGCUUUGAAUGGCUCUCAUUCAUGCAUAUAUUCGGAAGAGAUGCUGUGGAACCUGCCAUCAAGCCUGGAGAGACUGCCCUGGUUGUGAUCAGAGGAGUUACUUGGCUGCUGCAGAGCUUCCCUUUCUUGGGCGAGCGUUUAUAGUUACAAAUAAACGACAACGGGAAAAACCCAUACAAUGCCAGUUUUUGACAAAACGGAUGUUGUAUGUGUGAUGUCGUAUCUAUUUUUUCUUGUAGUUGCGAGGACUUUUGGCUCGUAAAUAUGUGUAUGAUUACAUGCUAGUAGCUUAUUGUAUUUUAUGGAUGAAAAAUAGAAGUUAUACACACACUGCUUAUGUAAUGUCUAUGUCCUUAUUUGGAACAUAGAAACUUGAAAA
Messenger RNA from Salvia splendens (bonfire salvia), 1028 nucleotides. RefSeq lists its product as uncharacterized. Lineage: Eukaryota; Viridiplantae; Streptophyta; Magnoliopsida; Lamiales; Lamiaceae. The record is from RefSeq and is a predicted model, not a curated record. The transcript has 6 exons. The coding region runs from base 68 to 793 and encodes 241 amino acids.